AUGCUUUCAUCGGAUACACCUUUUGCCAAGAGGCUAACACAAUGCGUUUGUGCCAUUGUGUGGUGUCUAUUAUGUGGUGGCCCCAUAUUUGGGUUUGCUGCAUUGAAACCAAUAUUGAUCAAAGAGCACGUUUACGAAUCAUUAUGCGAUCUCCACCCAGAACCUACCACAUCCUUUGUUCAUUCUGCAGCAAAUGAAGUUGUUUCUAAGUGUACACCACAAGAUUUGAAGUUGAACAAAAUCUUUACCGUUGCUGCAGUUGUCACCAACGUUUCUGCAUUGCUCAUUGGACAUGUGUUGGAUAACUUUGGCCCUAAAGUAUGUGGGUUAAUAGGUGCUGGGUUCCUAUACUUGGCCAGCUUUGUUUUCAUUUACGCUAAGCAGAUUCAAAUGUCACCAAUGUGGUCUUCUUGGUUUGAUCCAUAUUUGAUGGGAUACAGUUUUUUGGCAUUGGGUGGACCCUUUACGUUUAUAUCCUCGUUCCAACUUUCAAAUUCAUUCCCAGAACGUAGUGGGACAAUAUUGGCAAUGUUGACUGGUGCUUUUGAUGCAUCUAGUGCUGUGUUUUUGCUCUAUCGAAUUGUGUACAAUAAAUCACAUGGAGAAUUCACAUUGGACACGUUUUUCAGAGUGUAUUUGUUGGUACCAAUCUUCAUUACUAUUGCUCAGUUGACUGUGAUGCCUAGUGAAUCGUACCGAACAAGCUCGGAAUCUGUUAAAUUGGUAGGUGGUGAUCAAGACAGGAUUGACGAUGGUGCAGACGUGAAUGAGGAGUCUGCUUUAUUGUCAAGUGAGACUCCACAUAGAAGAGAUUCAAUUGGCGAUGCAUUGAAACAUCCAUAUGAAGAAGAAGAGUAUUUGAUGAAACAUAGUAGUGAUCCAGUUGUCGGUAUACUUCAUGGUUACGCGGCCCAAUAUCAAAUUAAAACUUAUUGGUUUUUGCUAAUUUGUUUAUUUAGUACGAUACAAAUGUUGAAGAUUAAUUAUUUUGUUGCUACAGUUGCUAGUCAAUACCAAUAUAUUUUCCAAUCAUAUGAACUAGCUACUAAGCUCAACAAGUUUUUCGAUGUGGCUUUGCCAUUAGGUGGAAUUAUUUGUGUGCCCCUUAUUGGUAUAUUGCUUGACAAUUACUCGUCCUUACUUGUUGUGUCUACACUUUUAUCUCUUUCAGUGCUAAUUGGCUUCCUAGGCCUUUUUUCCAACUAUGCAUUGGCAAUCAUUGGAGUUUGCUUAUUUGUCGGAUACCGCCCAAUGUUUUACACAGUUAUAUCUGAUUUAUGUGCCAAAGUAUAUGGAUUUGAGACAUUUGGUACUGUUUAUGGAUUGAUUAUGACGAUUAGUGGUGUAUUCAACUACGGACAGAGCUAUUUGGAUGAAUUGACGCACACUGUUUUCCAUAUGGAUCCAAUGCCGGUGAAUUUGAUGUUGAUUUUGGUUACUUUUGUCGUUGGUGGUUUGACUGUCGGAUAUGUCUACGUUGAGGGUAAUAGAAGGAUUAAGAAGGAUAUCGAAGCACUUCAAAGGGAAUAG
Molecule: messenger RNA, 1530 nt
Organism: Lodderomyces orthopsilosis Co 90-125
Lineage: Eukaryota; Fungi; Ascomycota; Pichiomycetes; Serinales; Debaryomycetaceae
Exons: 1
Coding region: 1-1530 (509 amino acids)
Cellular component (GO): fungal-type vacuole membrane
Source: RefSeq, a predicted model, not a curated record